This is a messenger RNA of Onthophagus taurus, 1231 nucleotides long. The record is from RefSeq and is a predicted model, not a curated record. NCBI's taxonomy places the organism in Eukaryota, Metazoa, Arthropoda, Insecta, Coleoptera, Scarabaeidae.
GUAUACAAAAGUUUCUGUCAAAAAAAACGUCAAUAUAAAAAAUCGUUUUUACCGUAAAAAUUAAUUAUUUCUAAUAAAAAAUUGCUUUUAUUUAAAAAAAAGAAUGGAUUAUUCGUUUCAGCAAACUUUAACAGGAAAAUUCAACGCAAAUUUUGUAAUACCAAAAAAAAUCGAUGAAGAAUCUAACGAAAAGGCGUCAGAAGCUGCAGUUUUAGAGAACAUUUAUUCGUCCGAUUUGUACCAACAAUUAUAUUCGCAAAAUUAUUAUGUAAAUUAUCAACCGGUUGAAGCAACUCAAUCGGGCCAAAAACGAACUUGGGAGAUGGCUAAUUAUUUGCAGCCGACGCAAAGUUUGGUACGGACUUUAGGAAGUUCAUAUGAUGCAACAUUCCCUGUUGAAUUAUUAGCUUUAUUUCAACCUUUAUUUUGUAAAUUAUGUUCUGUGCAAUUCAGUAGCAAUGUUGUGGCUAAAACUCAUUAUGACUCAAAGAACCAUGACAAAAAAUUAAGAAAAUACCUGGUGGAAUAUAGUGAAAGAACAGGGGAACCCCUACAUAAAAAAGCCUCAAUGCCAAGGACCCAAAAAGAAGAAGAAUAUGACCCAAAAUACUUUCACUGCUCAGUUUGUGAUUUACCCCUAACAGGAAAAAUCCACGCGGAGUCUCAUUACAUGGGAAAAAACCAUCAAAAAGUGGUUCUUGGUAAAAAAGCCCCAGCCGGGAAAGGUUAUUACAACACAGAAGGAAAAUGGGUUCGAGUGUUAGAUACGAAACAACAAGAAAUUUUAGGGGAUGGAUUUGGAGUUGCGUUUCGAAAUCCCCAAGAUAAUAAAGUUAUCAUUGAAAAUAAUUCAUUGAGGUGCUCAAUUUGUAAUGUCUCAGUUACAUCUCAACCACAAUUAGAGAUGCACCUUCAAGGACAAAAACACAUGAAGAAAUUGAAAUCUUUAGCUAAUGGGAUUGUUACAGCUGGUCCUGAAGUCGCCACGGGGCAUUUACCCCACAUAGAAGUUAUUCCAACGAACCCCGAAGAUAUUUUGAGUGCUUAUAGAACACCGAGCGGGCAAUUUUAUUGCAAAACUUGUAAUAUAUCGCUUAAUUCUGAGGUGCAAUUCACUCAACAUUUAAAUAGUAAGAAGCAUUUAAAGAAAAAUGCUAAAGAAUGAAUUUAGUUAUUAUUUUUUUUGAGUUAAGUUUUUUUGUGUGUUAAUUAAUAAAUAAAUGUAUUAAAA